Salarias fasciatus (jewelled blenny) is the source of this 1479-nucleotide messenger RNA. It is a transcript of the gene pdlim1, whose product is annotated as PDZ and LIM domain 1 (elfin). The record is from RefSeq and is a predicted model, not a curated record. Gene Ontology annotation, biological process: heart development; muscle structure development; actin cytoskeleton organization. Gene Ontology annotation, cellular component: Z disc; adherens junction; stress fiber. Lineage: Eukaryota; Metazoa; Chordata; Actinopteri; Blenniiformes; Blenniidae. Gene Ontology annotation, molecular function: actin binding; muscle alpha-actinin binding. The coding region runs from base 120 to 1085 and encodes 321 amino acids. The transcript is spliced from 7 exons.
GCCGCUCGGCUCGCACCGUCGAUCCCGGCACAUGUCAGAUCAGAUGCGGUAGGAAGUGGAGCAGAACUAAGUGGCUUUUCUAUCUCGCGCGCGCUCCUGUGGAACAGCAGACGUCCAGCAUGCCGGUCCGGGUGGUCAUGCAGGGCCCCGGGCCCUGGGGCUUCAGGCUGGUGGGGGGGAAGGACUUCGACCAGCCGCUGGCCAUUUCCCGGGUCAACCCUGGGAGCAAAGCAGCCCAAGCCAACCUGUGCAUGGGAGACAUUAUCCUGGCCAUCGACGGGGAGUCGACAGAAGCCAUGACUCACUUGCAGGCGCAGAACAAGAUAAAGGGCUGCGUGGAGGAAAUGGUGCUCUCCAUAGACAGAUCAGAGUCCAAAAUGUGGUCGCCGCUGUCCUCCGAGGAGGGGAGGGUCCACCCCUACAAGAUGAACCUCGCAUCAGAGCCACAGGAGGUGAAGCACAUCGGCUCCAGCCACAACCGGAGCGCCUUGCCUUUCACCGGCUUCGGCUCCAGGGUCGUCACCAACACGUACAACAACCCGUCCGGCCUGUACUCCUCCGAGAACAUCCAGAGCUUCAACUCCGCCGUGGAUGAAGUGAAAACCAUAGCCAGCGACCCCAGCAGCAAAGUCCCGUCCGACCCGUCUAAGGUCGUGAAGCGGCCGCCGGCCGUGGCAGCGGAUUCGGAGGUCUACAAGAUGCUGCAGGAGAACCAGGAGUCGGACGAGCCGCCUCGGCAGUCGGCCUCCUUCAAGGUGCUGCAGGAGAUUCUGGAGACGGGCGACUCUGAUAAACCUUCGGGCUUCAGGAGUGUGAAACCACCAACAACAAAGAUCGGCUCGUCGGUGGGAAACGCCGACAGGCUGCCCCUCUGUGAUAAAUGUGGAUCUGGGAUCGUGGGGAUGGUGGUGAAGCUGAGGGACAAGUUCCGCCACCCCGAGUGCUACACCUGCACGGACUGCGACGUCAACCUCAAACAGAAGGGACAUUUCUUUGUGGAGGAGCAGAUUUACUGUGAGAAGCACGCGCGCGAGCGGGUGACGCCACCCGAGGGCUACGACGUGGUCACCGUCUUCCCCAAGUAGAGCCGGGACCGAGAGGCUGCACGCCGCCACGUCGACCCGAAACCUCACCCUCGACCCCCGAGACCAUGAGAUGGUCUCUGGCAUUCCACUUCAGUGCAGGCGGGGCAGGAAAAGGAACCCUGCCUGAAAAAUGUCGAUUUGCACAAUACGAGGAAAGAAAAUUGGUUGAGAUGAAACAAUUUCUUCUCUAUGAGGGAAAAGAAAUGUCUGAAUAUAAGUCACUUUGUUGUGCUCUUGUUUGUCUGUGUUCAUGUUCAAAGGAAAGCCCAAACUGUCAUCAACUCAAAUAAACUUCACAUUUUCUACAGUUUUUAUUAAAUAUAAAACAGUUUCAAAAAGCAAAAUGGAGAAAAAAAAAAGUUGUGUAAUUGCCAAAUAAAUAUUUUAGCUUACA